UAGCGAUUGUUUUGAUAUUGUCCAGUGCAUUCGAUGUAAUUAUAAGAGGGAAUAUUAAUAAACUAGCGUUGUCAAAAAUGGUUUUAGCAAAUGUGCUACUAUUAAGCCAAAUUGCUGGUCAUGUAAUAUUAGUUAUAUUAUCGUUGUGCAUGAUGGUGCCUCUUGGUAUGAGUGUCCAUGAAUUUGGUGGGCACUGUUUGCUUUUUACAACUGGUAAAUGGCGUGAAGAGGAUGGAAUGUUUGAAGUAAAAUGGUCUUCAAGAAGUUUUUGCAGCUUUCCACUUUUUACUGCAAUGUUUCUAUUCUUGAUUUCAACUUUACAGAUUUAUCGAUACUCAAGAAUGAAAGAAGAAGCUUCGUUUCUUUCUUUAUUCAUUGACGUUGUGGUUGGUAUUUGGAUGCUAGCAUUUUCAAUUCUGUCUGCAAUUAUGGUUACUUUAGGAUUUAUUGUAUGGUGUGAUGGUAUGACUGAACGAUUUCCGUCAUGUGAAACAGCAGCAGGACAAAAUAUAAUUCACGGAGACCAAGACCAUAUUGACACAUCUGACUUCUAUAUAGAAAUGGGGACAGCUCAGUUCGGCGCUUGGGGUUCUUUUGCAAUAUCAGUUGGAAUAGGUGUUAUAGCACUUCUUAAACUCAUUCAAAAUCAUCAAGUGCGUAAUAUUAAAGUUUCAAUGUACUUGGAACGUCAGAAACUAGUAAAUCAACAUCAGCAUCAAUUAGAUGGACAAUCUACAACACCGACAGUUUUUGAAGAUAAUAAUAAAUAAACGUUAUAUGUGAUAUAGAUAAUUUUAAAAAAUUGUUUAAACACUGCUCUCAUGUUGUACAUUAUACAUAUGUAUAUAUUUUUUAUGUUUGCAUUUUAAUCGAAAUAUUGAAGUUAUAUUACAUUAGCAAUUUUAUCAGUUGAAAAAUUCAUCCUGCUCUAUUAUAUUUAUAAACUUAUAUAAAGUGAAUUAAAAAUUAAAAUAAAGUGAUUAAGUUUAAUGCCAAAAGUUCAA
Bactrocera tryoni is the source of this 1004-nucleotide messenger RNA. Its product is annotated as transmembrane protein 179. Bases 78 to 770 code for a protein of 230 amino acids. Lineage: Eukaryota; Metazoa; Arthropoda; Insecta; Diptera; Tephritidae. The record is from RefSeq and is a predicted model, not a curated record. The transcript is spliced from 4 exons.